Molecule: messenger RNA, 279 nt
Organism: Clarias gariepinus (North African catfish)
Lineage: Eukaryota; Metazoa; Chordata; Actinopteri; Siluriformes; Clariidae
Product: C-C motif chemokine 3-like
Exons: 3
Coding region: 1-279 (92 amino acids)
Biological process (GO): positive regulation of GTPase activity; monocyte chemotaxis; cellular response to tumor necrosis factor
Cellular component (GO): extracellular region
Molecular function (GO): chemokine activity; CCR chemokine receptor binding
Source: RefSeq, a predicted model, not a curated record
AUGUCAUCUUGUUCUCUCCUGUUGGUUCUGCUGGUUCUCACCUGUCUUCAGUUCUUCACAACAGCCCAGAGCAAUGGGCCAAAGCAAUGCUGUUUCAGCCACCAGAGGGAUAAAAUUCCUGUGAGAUUGAUUACACAGUAUGAAAAAACAGACCGUCAGUGUACACGACCUGGAGUCAUUUUUACAUUACAGAAUGGCCGCCAUCUGUGUGCCGACUCCACUGUCGAAUGGGUGCAGAAACACAUGAAAACUGUUGACCAGCGCAAGCCUUCAAGCUGA